Messenger RNA from Lathyrus sativus (Indian pea), 2286 nucleotides. Lineage: Eukaryota; Viridiplantae; Streptophyta; Magnoliopsida; Fabales; Fabaceae. The record is from the annotation of a GenBank genome assembly.
AUGGCUUCCAAAAUUUAUCUCUAUUUGUUAUUCUUCUACAUUACAAGCCUUCACUUUGUUAUUUUUACAUUUGCUCAAUCUGAUAAUUAUAUCAUUCACAUGGAUUCAUCAGUUAUGCCUAAAGUAUUCUCAAAUCAACAUACUUGGUACCAUUCUACUCUUUCUCAAGUUACAACUACCAACAAUAAUCUCAAUUCUGCUUCUUCUAAAAUCCUUUAUACAUACACUAAUGUUAUGAAUGGUUUUAGUGCUAAUCUAUCACCUCAAGAUCAUGAAUCUCUUAAAAACUCUCAUGGUUACGUUUCUUCUAUACGCGAUUUACCCUUGAAACUUGACACAACCCACACACCUCAAUUCCUUGGCCUUAAUCCCUACAAAGGAGUAUGGCCAGCUUCUGAGUAUGGCAAAGAUGUAAUUGUUGGUGUAAUUGACACUGGUGUUUGGCCAGAAAGUGAAAGUUUCAAAGAUGAUGGAAUGACUGAAAUACCCUCUAAAUGGAAAGGAAAAUUAUGUCAAUUUGAUAAUUCCAACCAUUCAUCUUUUUGCAACAAGAAACUCAUCGGAGCUAGAUUCUUCAACAAAGGGUUCUUGGCGAAAUAUUCUAACCUUAGUAAAACCAUUGGGAAUGACUCACGUGACACAGCAGGUCAUGGAACGCAUACUUCAACGACAGCAGCUGGAAGCAAAGUUGAUGGUGCAUCUUUCUUCGGUUAUGCGAAUGGAACUGCGAGAGGAAUAGCCUCAUUGUCUAGAGUAGCCAUAUACAAGACUGUGUGGGGAGCAGAGGGAAAUGCAAUGUCAUCUGAUAUAAUAGCUUCAAUUGAUGCUGCAUUAUCAGACGGUGUCGAUGUUCUCUCCAUGUCAAUAGGCUAUAACAAUGUAUCCUUGUACGAAGAUGCUGUUGCAAUAGCCACGUUUGCAGCUAUGGAAAAAGGUGUUUUUGUGUCUACUUCAGCAGGUAAUAGUGGACCUUCCUCUCAAACUCUUCACAAUGGAGUACCUUGGGUGAUAAACGUUGCUGCCAGUACUUCGGAUCGCAAAUUCAUUGGAAAUCUUACACUUGGUAAUGGAGUUUCACUCACUGGCUUAUCUUCUUAUGUAGGAAAUUUCUCUGCUACUAAUAUCCCAGUUGUUUUCAUGGAUACUUGUGAAAAUCCUGAAGAACUAAUCAAAAUUAAGCACAAGAUUGUAGUUUGUGAAGACAAGAAAGGAUUUCUUUCUAGUCAAUUUUAUAAUGCGUAUUCCACAAACGUUGUUGGAGGUGUUUUCAUUUCAAACGCAUCACAACAAGAUCUAUCACAAUUCUUAUGGUAUCCGCUUCCAUCCAUCGUUAUUAAUCAGAAAGACGGAAAAAUUGUCAAAGAUUACAUACUGAGGUACUCUAACUCUAGUAAAAUACAAAACAUGUCUUUCAAGAAAACAGCUUUUGAUGUUAAACCAUCACCUAGGGUUGAUUCUUAUAGUUCAAGAGGGCCAUCAAAUAGUUGUCCAUAUGUGUUGAAACCUGACAUUACAGCCCCCGGUACAUCAAUCUUAGCUGCAUGGCCAACAAAUAUUCCUGUGUUGAAUUUUGGAACCAAAGUCUACAACAACUUCAAGUUUUUAUCGGGAACAUCUAUGGCAUGCCCUCACGUUGCUGGCGUGGCCGCACUUUUAAAAGGAGCGCAUCCUGAUUGGAGCCCGGCAGCUAUUAGGUCAGCAAUGAUGACAACAUCAGACAUACUUGAUAAUACUAAGAAACCCAUCAAAGAAAUUGCCAAUGAUAACAAAGAUGCAACCCCUUUAGCAUUGGGAGCUGGUCACAUCAACCCCAAUAGAGCACUUGAUCCCGGUCUUGUUUAUGAUGCUGGUAUACAAGAUUACGUUAAUCUUCUUUGUGCACUUAAUUUCACACAACAAAACAUCGCUACCAUUACAAGAUCGCCUUUCAACGAUUGCUCUAAACCUUCCUUAGAUCUUAACUACCCUUCUUUUAUUGCUUUCAUAAAGGCUGGAAAUUCUUCUGUAAGGACAACACAUAACUUUCGCAGAACAGUUACCAGCGUUGACGAAGGACAAUCAACUUAUUUUGCUAGCAUUACUCCGAUUAAAGGGUUUAAUAUCAGUGUUGUACCAAAUAAGUUGGUCUUCAAUAAGAAGAACCGGAAGAUAAGUUUCAAGUUGAAGAUUGAAGGAGAAAAAGUGACACAGAACAAUGAAGUAUCUUUUGGAUAUCUCACUUGGAAUGAUGGGAAACAUGUGGUAAGGAGCCCUAUUGUGGUAACUACCCCCAAUUUCAAUUUGUAG